Messenger RNA from Suillus discolor, 1966 nucleotides. Its product is annotated as NIF-domain-containing protein. NCBI's taxonomy places the organism in Eukaryota, Fungi, Basidiomycota, Agaricomycetes, Boletales, Suillaceae. Gene Ontology annotation, molecular function: phosphoprotein phosphatase activity. Gene Ontology annotation, cellular component: plasma membrane. The transcript is spliced from 5 exons. The coding region runs from base 457 to 1782 and encodes 441 amino acids. The record is from RefSeq and is a predicted model, not a curated record.
ACUGGAUUCAACUUGUGAAGGACUUGUUAUCUCAGUCGCAUCUGCUGAGCCAGUGAUCAUCGACAGAUAUGAUGGGUCACUGGAUCCAAGAUGCCGUACCUGGUUCGGAUUCACAUUACGGCCGACAGACCGCAAUAUGUAACGUUUUUUUGGCGCUGCCUUGUUGUUUCCGCGCGGCCGCAAUUAAUUGACGCUUAGGUUGACGGCCGCAAGUGCUGCUUAACGGGAGGCAACGCUGUAGGCAGGUUGCGGUUGGACCACGGCCUUCAAGUGUCUGUACUAGUAGGUCCCUGCAUCAACUCUCCCCCUUUUAUAUCGACUGUUCACAAUCGCAGUAGUUCAAUACCUCCCUUCAAGCUUACUGCUGUUCGACACUCGUACUCAUUCUGCUUGUCAUUUGUUGAGGACCUCUCGUUCGACAACGCUCUCCUGAUAGAUACCGGGACUGUAAUCAUCAUGCCAUCAGAUACUCAAUCUACAGCUUACAAAAAAGCUGCUGCGUCCGCACCUUCGAAGGAUUCAUUAUCGAGGACGCCACAUGCCAUUGACCGGCAGGUCCCACCACGCGUUCGUCCCUCUAUUUCUUCCAAAGAGAAUGUAGGCAGUGCUGCAUAUAUUUCUUCAUCAUCUACUGCAUCUCCGGCACUUGAAAAGCGCGAAGAAUCCGCAGGCACUUCCACACUCCUUUCCCAAAGUCAUUCCAGGCGCAGCAGUCUCCGGUGUCGCUCUCAAUCUAAAGAUCACGCUUCAUUUCUGGAGUCUUCUGAGAUCAAACGUGUCAAGAAAUCCAAAGAGAGCUUCUUGGCCACGUUCUUUCGCAAGCUCUUCUGCUGCGUCGGAGACGAUUCCCGAGCUCAUGACAUCGACGUCGAUGGGGUGGCAAGCGUUGGCUCGGGUCCUACUCUACUGGCUCACAAGACCGCGGACAAUUCUGUGAAGCAAUUUUCUGAGAAAGCACCAGUCGUAUCAGUAGUUCCGGUCGCACCCUCGCAGGAGAAAGGUCAACCUGCUGUACCUCCUAAGGACUUGCUAGAGACUGCGGGCGCUACCAGUAGGGCCGUACAACCGCCAGGUUCUUCUGUUCCUGGUCAAGUAUUAAAGACCUCUGCAAGUCGCCCGUCCGAACAUGGUAACGAGUCGGAUGAUAUUCCGUUUGAUGAGUUAAGCGAGGAAGAUGAAAUGUUGAUCAGGAAUGGGGGAGCUGGCAUUCCCAUGGGCUCUGACGGAAAGCCAUGGCCACUUCUCCCACCCAUCGCGCCUAAACAUGCUGGCAAGAAGUGUUUAGUGCUUGACCUGGACGAGACCCUCGUCCAUAGUAACUUCAUGCCCGUACCAGAUCCAGACUUCGUCGUUCCUGUCGAAAUCGAGAAUCACUGGCACAAUAUGUAUGUACAGAAGCGACCAGGAGUAGACGAGUUUCUUCGACAGAUGGGUGAGCUGUACGAAGUAGUAGUGUACACCGCAAGUCUGGGUUCCUAUGCGGAUCCGGUGAUGGACCAUCUCGAUAUCUACAAUGCUGUUUCGCAUAGGCUCUUCCGGGAAAGUUGUUUCCGCUAUAGAGGAAACUAUGUAAAGGACCUGUCGCAACUCGGACGUCCCAUGGCAGAUACCAUCAUCAUCGACAAUUCACCGGCAUCAUAUAUCUUCCACCCCAACAACGCCGUGCCUAUAUCCUCAUGGUUUAACGAUCCUCACGAUACCGAACUUAUAGACAUCUGCCCCCUUCUUGCAGACCUCAGUGACACGAAAGAUGUGCGAAGCGCAUUGACCACGAUUUUAUGACACCUGGUUUAUUUAUUGUAGACCUGGGGUGUGUUGGUCGUAUUUAUGGGACGCUGGUGUUCAAACGUUUAUGAUUUAAUGAUGAGAUAUGACAAUGUAUGAAUAGAUGUGUACAUGCAGAGUUGAGAAUACAUUGUCAUACGUAGCAAGUACAAGAAAUAAACACCCCACUGUUAUACUAAAA